This is a messenger RNA of Paramecium sonneborni, 1441 nucleotides long. NCBI's taxonomy places the organism in Eukaryota, Ciliophora, Oligohymenophorea, Peniculida, Parameciidae. The record is from the annotation of a GenBank genome assembly.
AUGAAAUUGAAAAUAUUUCGGUUGUUGCAAUAAAAAAGCAAAGAGUAAAUCAGUAAAAGUAAUUUUUUAUUAAAAUUAUUGUAAAGGAUAAUAAAUGAUGCAAAUUUAGACUUCAACUAAAUGUCAAUUAUUAAAAUUGGCCAAAUACAUUUUAAAAAUAGUAAAAAAAUUAAUCAAAGUGGAAAUGAAUGUAGCUAUGACGAUUUUAUUUAAUAAUGAUAUUAUUAAUUAAUAAUGAAUUAAAGUAAUUAAAAUAUAGUGAUUAGACAUGGAUUUCAGUGUAAAAAAGAAAUAAAUUAUUACUAAAUUUCUGCAGCAAUGAUAUACUUAGGGCAUUAUUUGUUGAUUCUCUUUGAAACAUUAGAAUAUGUAAGCAUAACAUUUUUGAAAAUUUUAUCAGAAUCGCAUCUGGAUGUUAGUAUCGCUCUUCACAUUUUUUAUCACAUUAUUUUGGUUUAUCACAACAAAAAUUGAUCCAACCGAUCCUGAAAUAUAUCAUUAAUAUAGAUUGAAGGCAUAAAAGUAAAUAUAUAAAUGAAUAUACAAAGAGCAAAAUAUCAAACAAAAUUAAAUUGUUAUUGUAAAAUUUGUUUAGCUUUUGUUAAGGGACCUUCAAAACAUUGUAAAUCAUGCAAUCGAUGUACGGAUUAAUUUGAUCAUCAUUGUAUUUGGUUAAACAAUUGUAUUGGAUCGUAAAAUUACAAAUUUUUCUUUAUAUUAAUGUUUUUAUUAGAACUAUAUCUAAUUACUGUAAUGAUUGUGAGUUUUAUGAUAAAAUCAAUAAUUUGUUAUAUUGAGAUAGGUAUUACGUUUUUGUUACUGAUACCAAUAACAUUUUUACUUGUUAUGCAUAUAUAUUUUCGAUUUAAGGGAAUAACAACUUAUGAAUAUAUAUUGCUAAAAAGAAAAAUUGCAUAAAAACCAUCAACAACAUCAACAACAGGAAAGUUAGAUGAAAAAUUAUAAGAAAUUACAUAAAAUCAAACAAACAUUUAAACUAAUAUUCUAUCUAGAAAUUAUAUAUAAUAGACAAAUCUAAAUCCAUUAACAAAUAAUUAAAAAUCUUAAAAUAAUAAUAAAUAACCAAUAGAUUGGGAUUAAGAAGACGCAGAUGUAGAAGAUGCUUAAAGUUUUCAUGUUAAAGAGCCUUUACCAUUAUCUAGUUAGAAGAGCAGUGGUAGGUAAUUAGAUUUAUAAUGUAACUCUGCGAAUAGAAGAACUUGUCCAAAUUCUCAUCGGUAUUGAAUUGGAUUAUAAUAAUAGAGGGAAUACAUCUGGGUUAUAAUUGACAGACCAUAAACCAAUUAAGUCUUUAUUUAAUGUUAAAGAUGUCUAAAAUUUAUAUGAAGAUCAUAUGGUUAAUAAUGUAAAUGAAGGUUCUAUCAUCCAUUUUGAUUCUAAAAAUUCAUAAAAAACUGAUUAAUUAGAUAUAAAUAUAUGA